AUGAAAUUUUCUGGAAUCAACUAUUGUGAAUCAAUGAGCAACCUCGAUGCUAAUCCAAUUUUUAAAGAAGUCGUGAAAAUUUUGUACAGAACUAAUCCAGAUCUAGUCAUUGACUGUCCAACAACAAAAAUUGAACUUUCAUUCUUAUUUAAAUACACAAACAUUUAUCGAGAAGUCUUGAAGUUCCCGCGAAUCAACUAUUGUGAGUCCACAAAGCAUAUCGAUGCUUAUCCAUUGUUUAAGGAGUUUACGAAAAUCAUGUAUAAUACAAAUCCUAAUUUGUUCAUCGACUGUCCAACCACAAAAGUUAUUUUCAACAACACAAUAGUCAAAAUUGAUACGUUACCAUCAAUUUUUCCACGUGGCGACUACAAAGUUAUACUUCAUAUUACAGACUCAAAGAGCAUGAAAGAAUUUUUAAUAAUUCAAGCUAUGGUGACGAUUGUGUCAUCAGAAUUGGAAACAUUUGGAUAA
Molecule: messenger RNA, 474 nt
Organism: Chironomus riparius
Lineage: Eukaryota; Metazoa; Arthropoda; Insecta; Diptera; Chironomidae
Source: the annotation of a GenBank genome assembly